Tribolium madens (black flour beetle) is the source of this 4315-nucleotide messenger RNA. RefSeq lists its product as uncharacterized. The coding region runs from base 181 to 4230 and encodes 1349 amino acids. The transcript has 3 exons. NCBI's taxonomy places the organism in Eukaryota, Metazoa, Arthropoda, Insecta, Coleoptera, Tenebrionidae. The record is from RefSeq and is a predicted model, not a curated record.
GUUGGCUCCCCUGCAGCAUCAAAACAAACCGACUUGACAGCUGACGUUUACAAAAUUUGAAUUUAAUUUUCUUUAUUUGGCAUUUUAGUCCAGUUUUUGCCUUAAAAUUAAUUUUGACCGACAAAACAUGGUUAUGGACUCCUCAAGCAUACUUUGAGGUUAUGUCCCUCAACCGUCGAAAUGUCCAUCAAUGUAACUGUCUCCGGCAACCCCGUGCGUAUAAAUCGCGGUAAAAUGGUGACUUCUUACGACCCCGUGAAAACUGAAUUCGAAAAACGCCGUUUGAUGCGUCUUGAACARGUCCGUCAACAAUCAAAAGAUAUCGCUGAAACUGUCCGCAAUAAACUAAAGAAAGAGAAAACCAAGCAGUUGUCACAAAUUGAGAAAGAUGGAGAUGUCAGGUUAAAAAACUGGCAAGCGCGAAAGUUGCUAGAGUUGCAAAAUCAGUACCAAGAGGCGCUUGAUGAGAUCGGGCUGGGACACAAGGAGGCGGCGAGGGUUGCUGAUGAAGAAGAGGCGUUUUUAGAAGAUGAAGAGAUCUGGGAAAGAGUUGCGGAAGAGCGGGGACGGGAAGCGGCUCAAAAGUUGCAAAUUGAGCGAAAUGAGGAAAGUUUGAAAAGGGCUGUGCCUGUUCAGAGGAAGAAAUUAGCGCGAGAUGAAGAAAAUAGUCGGUCAAAUGCUGUUGUGAGAAAGACAAAACAGAAGAAAAGUCCCUUCAAGAAAAAAAAGAUACAAGUGUUUGAUUCUGACAGUGAGAAUCGGGUGCCGCUGUUGGAGGGAUUGGGAGAGGAUUCUGAUUGGAAUUCGGAUUUGGGGGCGACUAGGAGGGUUACUGGUCCACGGAAAGUGGCCACGGAGGCACAAACAAGUCCCACAAUUUUUGAAGUUCCGACAAGCGAUAAAGCUGCACAAACGAACAUUUAUGAAGGUACUUUUCCGAGCACAUCCGAAUUUCCCCACGAUACUCGAAUUUCCGAACGAAUAAAACGCCGAGUGAUUCCUAAACCAGAAACGGAUUAUUGUAAUUUUGCUGAAAAGGAAGUUUCCAGAGAAAUUGGUUUAUGUCCGUGCUGUUUGUGUCAUGGGAAACACUUUCACGGGGUUGAACCGGUAACAAUGGACAAUUCACCCGAGGUUCGGGCUCCAUCGGCAAUGUCCGUGAGACAUGAAAGAAAAUCGGAAAAGGGCCAACCGUACACACAACCUCAGAACUUGGACGAUGUAGUUGCAACUACGAUCCCUCAAAAAACGAACACCACGAACAGAGAGGAUGCUAACUUGAAGCCUAAUGAUAGUAGUUUGAGGCAAACACAGCGUAUACCGCAAAGGCCCGAUCAGGUGAUUAAACCUAAACCAGACAUUCCGUCAAAACCUAAGGUUACUUUGAAAUCGACUAAAAACCGUCCAAGUAAUUUUGGAGGUGGCCCAAGUCCUCAAAAAGUGCAAUUCUACGACCAUCCAAACCGUUACACAAAGUUCUACCUCCCGAAAUCUUCACAAGUGGAAAAAAUCGAGGACGAAAAUCUCGUAAUUUCACCAAAUGUCUUGAGUGAGGAAGAAAUGUACGAAAAGAUGCGUCAGAGAGACCGCGAGGCCCACCUCAGAGGUCAAGUUGCUUUAGAAAAGGAGCGAAUCCAAAGAGAGUAUCGCGACUUGAUGAAAAAACUCCCAGUUUUACAAAAACAAGAACGCAUUGCAGAGAUCGGUCUCGAUAAAGAGAAGUAUCAUAUGUCGGGGGUUCGAUUGGAAGAAUUAGAAAAAAAGAGACAAAACAGGCUUGAUAACGCUUAUGAAGAGUUACUAGUGCGUCACAAGCCGGCUACUGUGACCCUCCCGCGAAAAAAUGACGAUCGGGGAGAAAAUCAAAGUUUAAAUCUAGCCUGGGAUGUCGAUUUCGAGCCCAAAGAUUCGACCAAUCUCAACCGUACCGAACAAUUGAGUCAUUUAUUAUCCACCCUGAAGUCGCAAAAGAGUCAUUUACUCAAAGAAAUUGAAAAUACCCUUUCGAAAGAGAGCUCGAGUCAGUUCGACGAAAUCAAGUCGAAAUCGACAGAUUAUCCUCGACGGAAACGAAGUCGAGACGAACGCCCAAUUUCCCCCACCAUCAGUGAUGUAAUCCCUGAAGAGGAAUCCACAACAGUCAAAACGAAGCCGAGUCGAAAAAGCACCGCUGUUGUCCCCAGUCCGCGCAAAAAACGCAAAACUUCGCGGAAAGUCCUCGUAAGACAAAACAGUAGUACCCAAACUAGCCCAAAGUCAGGCCGAAGUGUAGCAACUUCGCCUCACGUGAACACCCCAGUCGAAGAUACAUGCAAAUGUCCGAAGAAAGACAGUUCGGAGGAAAUCUGCGAAGUGGUGAUCAAAAUCAAAGACGGGGAAAAGCCGGAAGUCGUAGUACAGCCGCCGUUUACAGAGAAGAGUGUCAAAGUGAUUUCGGAAGUUGAGGAGAGAAAAGACGCUGAAAGGCCAGCAUCGUGGCGCGAGGAAUUGACUAGGACUGCGUCGAGUUCGAGCACUUCAUAUUUAGAGCCCCCACAAUCUGGGCGGAGCGACAAAUCAUCCGUUUUGAAAAAAGUCGGAGAGAUGUCGAGGACUAUGGACAGUACUGUUUCCAGCGGAGCGAGUGCGAAACAACUCGAUCCCAGACUUUUGGUUUACAUUAAAAAACUGUUGAAUAUGUCGAGGGCUAGUAUUGAUGAUUUGACAGUCAGUACAGCGAGUGAUGUGUCCACACCGAGUCAUAGUGUGGUUGAAAUGCCGAGUAACAAUCCACUUUUGAAACUCUUAAACGUGAUGAGGUACUACAAUUUGGAUGUUGCAGACUUGCAAAAACAAUUGAGUUACGAAACUGACGAGAGUGGUAGACAUUACAACACUAGUGAGAGUAUUGCUGUUACAUCAAGUACCUCCGAGGGUGACAAGUCUGUACAAUUUAAAUCUUGUACUCAGUUAGACUCAAGUACUAAAGUCGAAGGAAGGAAAAUACAAGACUAUGCCAAUAUGGCGGCAUCAUGUACGAAAAAAAUUUCCAGCUUGACAGCAAUGAUUGAGAAGGUGCGUGCCGAUAAGAAGAAAAUGAUGAGUUCUGGAAGUAGUGGCAGUGAUAAGGACUUAACCCUCACUUCAUAUUUGCAAUUACCGGACAAGAGCGGUGAAAAAGAUAGUCCGAAACAAGAAGAUAUUGAUGCUAAACUGCUAGAUAUCGACUAUAAUUAUGCCGAAAAAUUGAAACAGUUGAGUAAAGARGAACUGGAGGUUGAGAAACAGAAAGUCGAAGUGAAAGAACCGACAGAUGAGGAGCUUUUAACUCGAUUGAAACGGCUGUUACAAGAUAGUAAACAAAAUAACAAAAAUAAACACCACACUUGUUCCUUAGAAAGCACCAAGGAAUUUUUACAAAAAAUAGACGACACUUGUGUUAAACUCCUCAAUGAAAAAAAGCUAGUUAAAGAUGAACAAGAGGGCAAGACUGCCGGUCAAGUGUCCGAAAAAACAUCAGUUAGCCUUAAAGAUGACAAAACACCCUCCACGUCAUUUCCCCUCCUUUUAGACAUUCCGAAACUCCCCCGUCUCGAGGCACCAUCCCUGGAAAAGAAACGGAAAAAGCGUCCCCCGCCUACUAAAUCCUUGCGGCCGAUUCCCGAACCUGUCGUUCCACACGAACUGUCGACUAUAAUCGAAGCCGACAGUCAACUGUCGGCCAAAGCCGAAAGUCCUAUCAAACCUAAGCGGAGCAAAAGUCCCAAAGGGAGGCCCAGUUCUGCUGGUUCCAAAUCUGGUGAAGUCCCCGAUAUUUUAACCGAAGUUGUCAAAGAUAAGUCGUCAAAUUCAAGUGACUUUUCCGAAAUGGAAACAAUGGAGACGAUGUUGAUGAGUAUCGGAAUGGAAUGGGCGAUUCCUACAUUGAAGAAAACGCGAGAAGCGUUAGCACUGACGUCGAGUUCGAGCGGCUCGAAAGAGAGUGGGGAAUUGAGCUUAAGGGAAUUUUUGAGUAAGAUUUCGAGUAGUUCGGAUGUUAUGUCGAUGAGUGAUUCACAAGGGAUGUCGUUGAUUCAUGAUGAUAAUAGGAUGACGUCGACGCCGAUUGCGGGGUAUGGGGAGAAGAAAGAGGGCCAGCCGAUUUUUUUGACUGACUCGGAUCUUAGUUCGGUUAAGGAGCAUUCAGGUAGGACGAAGGAUGUGGAACAAAGGUUUUUCGAAGUAAUGGAACAGUCGGGAAAGAAGGACUGAAAUAAGAUAUUGGAUCAUCAUCAUGAUUUUUCUAUUUGUAAAUUUAGUUUUUUAAUAAAGUUGUUUUUACUAAACGAAUACGAAA